Messenger RNA from Xenopus tropicalis (tropical clawed frog), 1172 nucleotides. Its product is annotated as NACHT, LRR and PYD domains-containing protein 1b allele 2-like. The coding region runs from base 435 to 1172 and encodes 245 amino acids. The transcript has 5 exons. Gene Ontology annotation, cellular component: cytosol. The record is from RefSeq and is a predicted model, not a curated record. NCBI's taxonomy places the organism in Eukaryota, Metazoa, Chordata, Amphibia, Anura, Pipidae.
UGGGCACAGAACCCCUCAGUGACUGCUAAUAUCCUUAUCAUUUACAGUAGGGGGUACAUAAUAAGCAGAUAGUUUGUAGCCUUAUAGACACCAACACCUAACCCUAUUGUAAGGAUGAUAUAUAUUUAUAGUGUAAUUGCCUCUGGAUAUUCCAUUACAGAUUGGUGCUGCCGUAUGAAGGUCGGUUCCGCUGCUCAGAAACAGGAAUACAGUUCUGUGUGGAAUCCCCAACCUUUAUUGAAUUUGAGCUCAGUUCCUGGGAAGAAUAUUUAGGAUAUUUGGAGCAAUAUUUAUAUCACAUUGUCGGCCCUCUGUUCAACAUCACAAUAAGAUACGGGCGGGUAUCAGCGGUGUAUCUGCCUCACUACGUGUGUCUGAGGGGGGGGCAGGUUGAUACUAAGCGGUUCAGAGUGGCACAUUACAAACAUGGCAAUAUGGUACUGGAGACCCCGGCAGCAGUUCAGCCAUUUUAUGUUGUACUCAAAGAACCGACCUUCUCCCCAAUUGGAGUCGUUAUGAUGAGGACUUUACCCGGCAUAUUUAGGAAAAAAAUCCCGACUCACGGAGCCAUCCUUAUAUACUGCCGAUACAUCACCGGUUAUACCCUCCACCUGUACUUGGUGCCACAGGACCCCUCGUUACUAAAGGAGCUGCACAAGAAGGAGGAUGGAAGCGGAUUUUCCUGGGUUGCCAAACCCCCUCAGACAAACACUGUGUAUAGUAGGAGACGGUAUUUUGUGGGAGGGCCCGAGACUGCGAGAAUAAACCCAAGGGAUCUAAAGCUGAGAUUUCAUGACAACCCAAGCAUGUACCCUUACAGUGAGAUCUACCUGCUGGAUGUGACUGACGAGAUCUCAUUGACUGUGACCUGCACACAGAGCCAAAGCGCCAUGUGGGAUGUUCUACUGAGGAGAGGUAACUGUCAUUCAUCAUUCCUAACAGCCCCCGCCCCGGGGAGCUUACAAUCUAAGUUCCCCCGAGAGUACCCAUUGGCUGUUGAAGCCGUCAAUCAAUCGCUGUGGAUUUUGGCGCGCUUCUGUGAGAUCCCGCGGGAAGUCACGCUUGUUGACGAGACUUCGCGGAGCGUCGGCCAUUUUGUGACAGACCUCGGACCCAGAUGCAAGCCCAACAUGCUGCCUGAAUGGGAGUUGGUAAGCGGUUGCUACCACUGA